Molecule: messenger RNA, 1152 nt
Organism: Amaranthus tricolor (Joseph's coat)
Lineage: Eukaryota; Viridiplantae; Streptophyta; Magnoliopsida; Caryophyllales; Amaranthaceae
Exons: 1
Coding region: 199-1035 (278 amino acids)
Biological process (GO): fatty acid elongation, saturated fatty acid; very long-chain fatty acid biosynthetic process; sphingolipid biosynthetic process
Cellular component (GO): endoplasmic reticulum membrane
Molecular function (GO): fatty acid elongase activity
Source: RefSeq, a predicted model, not a curated record
GGCAAAUAAGACAUUCACUAAGUGAAAGGAGUAUUCUAUACAAUUUCUCUAUGGCCAUGAUUCAUCCACAUCAAUCCAACAUUUCAAAACAAAAACUUCAUAAAUUAUCUACCCACUACAAAAAUUAAAAGACCAAACCCAAGAACAUCAUCAUCUUCUUCAUCAUCAUCAUCCAUCAUCAAUCAUUAAUCAUCAAAAAUGUUGAUAGAAUCAAUCAAAUAUUGGUUAGUAAAUCACUCAACAAUCUCAAAUUUCCAAUGGAAUCCCCAAACAACACCAUUUUCUUCUCCCCAAUUCCUCAGCUUCACCAUCCUUUCAUAUCUCUUCCUCACUUUCCUCCUCUCUCACUCCUCUCUCCCCCCUCUUCCUCCCCUUCUCCUCCGCUCAAUCUCAGCCCUCCAUAAUCUCAUCAUCCUCCUCCUCUCCCUCACAAUGGCCGUUGGAUGCACUCUCUCCACCCUAUCCCAAACACCUUCACCACACUGGAUCUUCUGUUUCCCAGCCAAUCAAACUCCGCCACGUGGACCCGUCUUCUUCUGGGCUUACAUCUUCUACUUAUCCAAAAUCCUUGAAUUCAUAGACACACUGCUUAUCAUCCUCAGUAAAAGCAUCAAACGGCUCUCGUUCUUACACGUGUACCACCACUCAAUGGUUCUGAUUAUGUGCUACAUUUGGCUUUACACGUCACAAUCAUUGUUCCCAAUUGCGUUGGUGACGAAUACGAGUGUACAUACUGUGAUGUAUGGGUAUUAUUUCAUGUGCGCGGUUGGGAUUCGUCCGUCAUGGAAGAGAUUGGUGACCGACUGUCAGAUUAUACAGUUUGUAUUUAGUUUUUGUAUUUCUGGGGUUAUGUUGUAUUACCAUUUUAGUGGUACAAAAUGUUCUGGGUUUUUGGGUUGGUGUUUUAAUGCGGUUUUUAAUGCCUCACUUUUGUAUUUAUUUAUUAAUUUUCAUUCUCAAACUUAUAAAAAGAAAAAGGAAUUGAAAAUGGGUAUGGAAGAUAAUAAGGAUAAGGUUAGGGAUAAGAUUUUGUAAUUCUCUCAACUUUCUUUGUUGAUUUUCUUGUUUGUAAGAAUUUGCAUUACAAUGCAAAUUGUUUUCUUACGCUCCUAAUUUUUGCUAAGUUGUAUAUGAGGUUUGCAAUUAAGAAUC